GUCGGCUGUGGACCCCACCGGCCAGAGGCUGCUUCCCCUGGCCACCACGGGCGACGGGAACUGCCUGCUCCACGCCGCCUCCCUGGGUAUGUGGGGUUUCCACGACAGAGAUCUCAUGCUGCGCAAAUCCCUUUAUACCUUGAUGGAUAAAGGCGUGGAAAGGGAAGCCCUGAAGCGGAGGUGGCGUUGGCAGCAAACCCAGCAGAACAAGGAGUCCGGUCUCGUUUACACCGAAGAGGAGUGGCAGAAGGAGUGGAACGAGCUGAUCAAGCUGGCGUCCAGCGAGCCUCGCGUGCACUACGGCACCAACGGGGGCGGCUGCGGAGGCGUUGAAAGCUCUGAGGAGCCGGUGUACGAGAGCCUGGAGGAGUUUCACGUUUUCGUCCUCGCCCACGUGUUGAAGAGACCCAUCGUGGUGGUGGCAGACACGAUGCUGCGGGACUCGGGGGGAGAAGCCUUUGCCCCUAUUCCCUUUGGAGGGAUCUAUCUUCCCCUGGAAGUCCCAGCCAACAAAUGCCAUCGUUCUCCCUUGGUACUGGCUUACGACCAAGCCCAUUUUUCUGCCCUGGUAUCCAUGGAGCAGAAAGAGCCCACGAAAGAUCAAGCUGUGAUCCCCCUGACCGACUCCGAGCACAAGCUGCUCCCCGUGCACUUUGCCGUGGAUCCCGGGAAGGAGUGGCAGUGGGGAAAAGACGACAGUGACAACGUCAAGCUGGCCAGCGUGACGUUAUCACUGGAAGCAAAGCUGCACUUGCUGCACAGCUACAUGAAUGUUAAAUGGAUCACGUUGCCUUGUGACAUGCAG
This is a messenger RNA of Pelecanus crispus (Dalmatian pelican), 805 nucleotides long. NCBI's taxonomy places the organism in Eukaryota, Metazoa, Chordata, Aves, Pelecaniformes, Pelecanidae. The record is from RefSeq and is a predicted model, not a curated record.